Messenger RNA from Myotis lucifugus (little brown bat), 1300 nucleotides. RefSeq names its product succinate-CoA ligase alpha subunit (gene SUCLG1). The record is from RefSeq and is a predicted model, not a curated record. Gene Ontology annotation, biological process: tricarboxylic acid cycle. Gene Ontology annotation, molecular function: succinate-CoA ligase (GDP-forming) activity; succinate-CoA ligase (ADP-forming) activity. The transcript is spliced from 9 exons. Gene Ontology annotation, cellular component: succinate-CoA ligase complex (ADP-forming); mitochondrion. Bases 84 to 1085 code for a protein of 333 amino acids. NCBI's taxonomy places the organism in Eukaryota, Metazoa, Chordata, Mammalia, Chiroptera, Vespertilionidae.
CCGCGGCCUCUGACAGGUCCCGGGGGCCUGCGAGUGUCAUUGGUGGUGACCGCAGCCGCGCCGCCGCCGCUGCCGCCGCGACCAUGGCCUCCGGUAGCAGUGGGCUCGCCGCCGCCCGCCUUCUGUCGCGUUCCUUCCUCUUGCAACAGAAUGGAAUUCGGCAUUGCUCCUAUGUAGCUUCCCGGAAACAUCUCUACGUUGAUAAAAAUACAAAGGUUAUUUGUCAGGGUUUCACUGGUAAGCAGGGCACCUUUCACAGCCAGCAGGCAUUGGAGUAUGGCACCAAACUCGUUGGAGGAACCACUCCAGGGAAAGGAGGCAAGACGCACCUGGGCUUACCGGUCUUUAAUACUGUAAAGGAGGCCAAAGCACAGACAGGAGCGACAGCUUCUGUCAUUUAUGUCCCUCCUCCUUUUGCUGCUGCUGCCAUUGACGAAGCUGUGGAGGCGGAAAUGCCCUUGGUCGUGUGCAUUACUGAAGGUAUCCCACAGCAGGACAUGGUACGGGUCAAACACAAAAUACUGCGCCAGGGAAAGACAAGGCUGAUCGGGCCCAACUGCCCCGGAGUCAUCAAUCCUGGAGAAUGUAAAAUUGGUAUCAUGCCUGGCCAUAUUCACAAGAAAGGAAGAAUUGGUAUUGUGUCCAGAUCUGGCACCCUGACUUACGAAGCAGUUCACCAAACAACACAAGUUGGACUGGGGCAGACUUUGUGCAUUGGCAUUGGAGGUGAUCCUUUUAAUGGAACAGAUUUUAUCGACUGCCUGGAAGUCUUUCUGAAUGACCCAGCCACAGAAGGCAUCAUCCUGAUUGGUGAAAUUGGUGGUAAUGCAGAAGAAAACGCUGCAGAAUAUUUGAAGCAACAUAAUUCAGGCCCCAAAGCCAAGCCUGUGGUGUCCUUCAUUGCUGGCUUAACGGCUCCUCCCGGCAGGAGAAUGGGUCACGCAGGCGCCAUUAUUGCUGGAGGAAAAGGUGGCGCAAAGGAGAAGAUCUCUGCUCUUCAGAGCGCAGGGGUUGUGGUCAGCAUGUCGCCUGCACAGCUGGGAAACACCAUGUACAAGGAGUUUGAAAAGAGGAAGAUGCUAUGAAAGGGAAAACAGAAAGUGCCCUAAGCCUGCGGAAUGAAUCAUUGUGCAAAGCGAACCAGUGGCAGUUGCUUCUGUUGUGCAUUGCCAGCCUGCGCCCGUCCCUGGGCUCCACACAGCGGGAAGCCAAAACAGAAACAAGGCUUCGAAAGUUCUGUCUUGAGAUGUUCUCACCUCGUGUGACGGAGACAGCCAAUAAAUCUACCAUUUGAUCUGAA